AUGUUGAAAUUUACAAAAAAAGAUAUACUCCUACAUUGUUUUGAGUGUGUUAUGAUUAUGUUCAUUAUAUUAUUUUUAUUGCUAAACUCUUAAUUAAAGCUUCUGGUAAAUCUGUGUGAUGCAUUGUCAAAAAAUUAUUUACUGUGUAGUUAUUGUAUCUAUUUAGGUAAUUUACUAUGCCCAUAUACCAUUGUAGCUUACAACAAACAAGUCAUGACUGGAAGGCUGUAAAACGACAAAACAUUGCUGCCAAAAAGGAUGCCUUUGUUUUCAAGCAAUAAAUUCUCCCCAAAGAAGAUACCUCAGCGGAAGGCCAACAGUUUCUCCAGGCAAAAGCUAGUUGAAGAAGAAGGAGAGAGUAGAUUGGACAUUGGCAAUGUGAAGUUAAAUAUUGGAGAGCAACAGUUUGUGUUUGAAGAUGGAGAAUGGACUCCUGAGAGUGGAGUAGUUGGAGAUAAACAUAAGGAGAACCAAAGGCUUCUGCAGCGAAUAAAACAACUUGAAUCAGAAAAAAACUUGUUGCAGCUGAAGACUGAGGUACUUUUAGACAUGCUGACAGAAACAACAGCUGAAGCCCACAUCCAAGACAAGGAGAUUACAAGGUUACGCCAUGAACUAACAAAGGCAACUUUAUAAGGCUGAAAUAUUCAAUAUACUCAUCCAAUAUUUAAUAUUUAAUUUCUUUGAUUAAAUAUACUAAAAGAUUUCAA
Messenger RNA from Homalodisca vitripennis (glassy-winged sharpshooter), 710 nucleotides. RefSeq names its product protein chibby homolog 1-like. The record is from RefSeq and is a predicted model, not a curated record. NCBI's taxonomy places the organism in Eukaryota, Metazoa, Arthropoda, Insecta, Hemiptera, Cicadellidae. The coding region runs from base 259 to 636 and encodes 125 amino acids. The transcript is spliced from 4 exons.